Molecule: messenger RNA, 6475 nt
Organism: Homalodisca vitripennis (glassy-winged sharpshooter)
Lineage: Eukaryota; Metazoa; Arthropoda; Insecta; Hemiptera; Cicadellidae
Product: collagen alpha-2(IV) chain-like
Exons: 5
Coding region: 74-6331 (2085 amino acids)
Cellular component (GO): extracellular region
Molecular function (GO): chitin binding
Source: RefSeq, a predicted model, not a curated record
CCUGCGCGCCGGGCUCGCCAAUUCCAAACCGACCGCGAAGUGUAGUGCCAUAUACAGGAGUGAAGAUACGCAGAUGACGUCACGAUGGAUGCUCCUCUGCGCAUGCGCCGUCCUCGUCCAAUCAGCUGAUAUCAGGCAAUAUCGGCGGGAUAAAGCCUUAGGACGACAGAAUGGUAGCUCGUUUCAGUGUCCUUCUGAAGGCUUUCAUCCGGACCCAAAAGACUGCAAGAUCUUCUACCGCUGUAUAGAAUGGGGUUCAAGCAACCAGCCACAGCUGACCGCCUUCCAGUUUGAAUGUGGGCCAGGAACAGUUUUCGAUGCAGAAAGCGCUAUCUGCAUUCACGCUUCUGCAUCACCGAGGUCGGAAUGUCGAGCUUUGACUCCUCCACCUAAUCCAGAACCUGAACCCUCUCCGGGAGAUAGUAGCAACGAACUUGCUACUUUAGGAGGAUCCUCUUCUGGAGUAGCUGAAGGGCCAGGAGUCUCUGGUGGUCAAGGUUCUAAUGGCAACCUCCAACCAACUAAUCCACCUUUAGACGUAGGCCAUGGAGGUAGUUCGGUGGAUUAUACUAACAAUGGAGCUCCCUAUGGAGAAAAUAGCCCAAGUAGUUCGAACGAAGAAAAGGUAGAGACUCCUCCUUGCUCUGGUGAGGGAUUUUUUGGUGUAAAAGGAGCCUGCAGACAGUUUUACAGGUGUGUCCAAGACGGUGCCAAUGGGUUUACUAAAUAUGACUUUAAUUGCGUUAAGGGAACUGUUUGGGAUGAGGCUACCGAGUCUUGCAACCACGCUUGGGCUACUAAGAGGGACGAUUGUAAAGGUGAAUCUUCAAACAUAGGACCAACAUUAGGAGUACCAUCGCAAGAACAACCUGGACAAACAAGUUACCCCAACCAUUCAGGAGUAGGAGGUGCCGGUGAUGGUACAUAUCCCACCAGUUCUGGGUCAUGGGAAAACAACGAAACUCCUCCAAGCACAUCUUCACCAAGCGGUGGGUGGUCUUCAACCACAACCCAUCAGGGGCAAAUAGGGGGUACAACGCAACCAAGUGGAGGAUCGUCAUCUACCGAAGAGCCAGAUGUAGCAGAACUAGGAGGUGGAGAAGAUGAAGAGGAUUACGAGUCUUCAAACAGUAAUUGCUCAUCUGAAGGUUUUAACGAAGUGAAAAAUGAUUGCAAAAAAUUCAUUAGAUGUGUUUCCAAUGGUGAAGGAGGAUUCACAAAAUACGAGUUUAAAUGUGGAGAAGGUACAGUCUGGGAUCAAACACAUGAAACGUGCAACUAUCCUUAUCUUGUCCACAGAACAGAUUGUGGGCUAACCACUCCUCGUGCUCCUCUUUCUGAUUCGACUUUAGAUGAUAGUACAGUCACCCAAACCUGGUCAAACAGCACCUCUAGUAGUAGUAGUUCCAGUUCCUCAUCAUCUUCUUCUUGGAACACAACCACGACGAGUGGUAAUAAUGGACAGACUUCGUCUGCUGGUGGUAGUCAGUCGUCAAUGCAAUCCAAUAAUAGCCAGUCUUCGGCAGCUUCUGGAGGAUCUUCAACUACAUCUGCAGGCAGCCAGAGUACUUCUGGAUCAAAUGCAAAUCAACAGUCUUCAUCAUCAGGAAGCAACCAGCAAGCUUCUUCUUCAUCAAAUAAUCAACAGUCUUCAUCCGCAGGAAGCAACACUCAAACGACAUCUUCAGGAAGCAAUCAGCAGUCUUCGUCCUCAGGAGGUAACACACAAACGACAUCUUCAGGGAGUAAUCAACAGUCAUCUUCAUCAGGAAGCAAUACUCAAUCUAUGUCAUCUGGAAACAAUCAACAGUCAUCGUCGUCAGGAAGCAGUACCCAAACAACAUCUUCAGGUAGCAAUACUCAAACAUCAUCUUCUGGGAGUAACCAGCAAUCCUCUUCUUCUGGGAGUAACCAGCAAUCUUCUUCUUCUGGGAGUAACACGCAAACUACGUCGUCAGGAAGCAAUGAACAGUCAUCCUCAUCAGGAAGCAAUACUCAAUCUAUGUCAUCAGGAAACAAUCAACAGUCUACCUCGUCAGGAACCAACACUCAAACAACAUCUUCUGGAAGUAAUCAGCAAUCGUCAUCAGCUGGAGAUAGCACACAAACCACUUCUUCUGGAGGCAAUCAGCAAUCUUCAUCGUCUUCAAGUAACACUCAAACGGCAAUGACAGGAAGUAAUCAACAAUCAUCAUCUUCUGGAAGUAACACUCAGACAACAUCAGCUGGAAAUAACCAACAAUCAUCUUCCAGUGGGGGCCAAACACAAACAACUUCAGGAACAAACCAGCAGGGAAGUCAAAGUGGAACGAACCAGCAAACAAGUUCAGCAACCAGUGGUCAACAGUCAUCUACGGGAUCUCAAACGACAAGCAGCCAAGCUGAAUCUUCAUCAGGAUCUAAUACACAGACAACUUCUUCAGGAAGUGCUCAAGGUACAACGCCUAGUAACAAUCAAGGAACAACUCCUGUUUACACACCAACUUCAGUUCCUCCAACUACACCAAGUAGCCAAUAUGGACAACCUGGGCAAAUAGGACAACAGGGUCAGCCUGGACAACAAGGUCAAACCGGACAAGGUCAGCCUGGACAACAAGGUCAAACCGGACAAGUUAAGCCUGGACAGCAAGCUCAACCUGAGCAACAAGGACACCCAGGCUCUCCUGGACAACAGGGUCAGCCAGGACAACAAGGUCAAGCCGGUCAACAAGGUCAAAUCGGUCAGCAGAGCCAGCCUGGACAGCAAGGCCAACCUGGACAACAAGGUCAACCUGGACAAAAUGGCAAGCCUGGUCAGCAAGGCAAGCCUGGUCAGCAAGGCCAGCCGGGCCAACAAGGUCGGCCUACACAAGGUCAGCCUGGUUCACAAGGCCAACCUGGAUCACAAGGCCAAGCUGGACAACAAGGUCAACCUGGACAACAUGGCAAGCCUGGUCAGCAAGGCCAGCCGGGCCAACAAGGUCGGCCUACACAAGGUCAGCCUGGUUCACAAGGCCAACCUGGAUCACAAGGCCAGCCUGGACCACAAGGUCAACCUGGGCAACAAGGACAUCCAGGCUAUCCAGGACAACAGGGUCAGCCUGGACAACAUGGCCAGCCUGGACAACAAGGUCAGCCCGGACAGCAAGGUCAGCCUGGACAGCAAGGUCAGCCUGCACAGCAAGGUCAGCCUGCACAGCAAGGUCAGCCUGGACAGCAAGGUCAGCCUGGAGAGCAAGGUCAUCCUGGACAGCAAGGACAUCCCGGCCAACAGGGUCUAACUGGACAGCAAGGUCAGCCUGGACAUGGUCAGCCUUGUAAACCUGGUGAAUGUCCAGGUGAAGGAUUUUGGCCAGUUCAGGGUGACUGUUCCAAAUUUAUUAGAUGUGUCAAUACUGGUUCUGGUUUUACAAAGUACGAGUUCAGUUGUAGCCCUGGCACGGUUUAUGACCCAGAUAUUACAGGAUGUAAUCAUGUUUGGGCAGUCAGCAGAAAAGAUUGUAAAGAUACUAGUAGUAAUGAAAUAUCAGAAUCACCUAAACCAGGUGUACCUAUCCAACCAGAACAAGGGCAAGCAGGACAACCUAGUCAAUCAGGAUAUCCAGGACAUACAGGGGGACCUGGACAGCCUAGCCAGCAAGGACAGUCAGGAUACCCAGGAGAAACAGGACAACCUGGACAACAAGGACUGCCUGGACAACCUGGACAGCAAGGAUAUCCGGAGCAACCAGGCCAGACAGGACAACCAGGCUAUCCAGGUCAAUCAGGACAGACUGAACAGCAAGGUCGUCCCGAUACACCUGGCCAGCAAGGAAAUCCCGACCAAUCUGGGCAGCAAGGAACAUCACCAAUGGUACCAGAAAUUACUACUAAAAAACCGCCAUCUUCAAACCAAUGCUCUUCUGAAGGUUUCUUCCCAGUCGAUGGUGAUUGCAGCAAGUUUUAUAGAUGUGUUAACAGUGGUGCCGGGUUUACAAAAUACGAUUUUAGUUGUGGACCUGGUACAGUAUGGGAUUCAGAUAUAAGUAGUUGCAACCAUGCCUGGGCUGUCAAAAGGGCUGAUUGUAAAGAAAGGGGGUCAGAAACAGAUACUAGCAAUGAAAUACCAGAACCUUCUGGUCAAGGAAAACCCGAACAUGCACAGCAACCUAUUCAGCCAUCGCAACCUGGCCAGCAAGGGCAUGAAAUCCAGCCUGAACAUCCAGGACAACAAGGUCAACCUGGGCAACCAGGACAACCUGGACAGCCAGGACAGCCUGAAAAGCCUGGACAGUACGGCCAGCCUGGACAGACAGGACAGUCUGGAAAGCCUGGACAGCCAGGUCAGAAUGGACAGCAAGGAUAUCCGGGGCAACCAGGACAGGCAGGGCAACCAAGCUAUCCAGGUCAACCAGGACAGACAGAACAGCAAGGUCGUCCCAGUACACCAGGCCAGCAAGGACAUCCUGACCAGUCUGGACAGCAAGGAACAUCACCAAUGGUACCAGAAAUAACUACUAAAAGGCCAACAUCUUCAGAUCAAUGCUCUUCUGAAGGAUUUUUCCCAGUCGAAGGCGAUUGCAACAAGUUUUAUAGAUGUGUGAACAACGGUGCAGGAUAUACUAAAUAUGAAUUUAGCUGCGGACCUGGAACUGUAUGGGAUCCAGUUAUCACGAGCUGUAACCACGCUUGGGCAGUCAAGAGGGAUGAUUGUAAAGCGGGAGGUGCGUCAACCGACAUUAAUAAUGAAAUACCAGAAUCUGCAGGCCAAGAAAAGCCCAAACCGAGUCAACCAAGUGACGAAAAUCAUCCUGAACAACAAGGACAACCGGGACAAUCGGGCCAACCCGGAUUACCUGGUCAGCCUGGACAAUCUGGUCAGCCUGGACAAUCUGGUCAGUCAGGACAAUCUGCUCAGCCUGGACAAUCUGGACAAUCCAGUUAUCCCGGACAACAAGGGCAACCAGGACAAUCGGGACAUCCAGGACAACCUGGUCAGCCUGGGCAAUCUGGGCAACCUGGACAAUCUGGGCAACCUGGACAACCUGGAAAACCUGGACUAACUGGCCAAGGAGAGCCUGGACAAAAUACUUCAAGUCCACCAUGUACAACGAAACCUCAAAGUCAAAUAGUUUGCAAUAAGGCAGGUUUCUAUCCUCAUCCUACAGACUGCCACAAGUUCUACCGCUGCGUUGACUGGGACGAUGGCAAGGGAGAGCGAUUUUCAGUUUACCACUUCGAUUGUGCUCCAGGUACAAUAUGGGAUCCAGCUUUAGAUACCUGUAAUCAUCCCGGUUCCGUUUACCCACCCAGAGACUGCAGCGGGACAGCAAGUUCCCCAGGGGUUGCUACAGAGCCUGCGACGACGGUCACACAAACGACAGAAGGGACGACGAACUUGGAAUCUACAACAACAGAAGGAACCACUAAUACGGAGUCCACAACUGUUGGAACCACUAAUACGGAAUCCACAACUGUUGGAACCACCAAUAUGGAAUCCACAACUGUUGGAACCACUAAUAUGGAAUCCACAACUGUUGGAACCACAAACACAGGCCAAACCAUGACUACUGAUGGUGCCACAGAUCAAAGCACCACGGAAGGAACCACUUUGACAGAGUCAACUAGUGUAGAAACUACUUAUCAGUCCACCACUGAGGGUACUACUAAUACGGAAUCAUCUACACCUGGCAACACCGAAGCUUCUACGCCACUCACCGACGGUACAGAGUCCACUCCUGCAAAUACAGAGAUUUCCACCACCGAGAGCACCGGAGGCACACAACCAAUGGAAUCUACAGAUCAACCAUUUACUAUUCCUCCAGGAACAGACACUUCUGCAUGUCCCACCUUAGAGGAGGGUCAGAUGCAUCUCGUAUGUCCCACAGGAUUCAAGAGACAUCCAAAACACUGUAAUCUUUUCUAUCAAUGCACGAGUUCUGCAGACAAUCACGACCUGAAGGUGCUAGUCCUGGCUUGUACGAACGGGACAAUAUAUGAUGAACAGAAGGUUCAAUGUUUGCCUGCAGAAGAGGCAGCGCCCUGCCAAGGCUCUAUGGCGGCUAGCAGGAACACGAGGCGGCUGGAAGAUGGAUCUAUACCUCCUGUGGAGGUGUCUACCCACCGCAGCCUGUGUCCAGCCGAGGGUCACUUCCCGUACGAGGGAGACUGUCAGAGGUUCUAUAAGUGUCAGCUUAGGGGUGGACGGAUGCAUGGCACCCUCUACCAGUGCCCUCACGGAUACUCUUUCUGGGACGUCUCCAGAAGGUGUGAGAAGUCUGCCAAGAUCCCUGUCUGCCCUCGAGGGGGCAUGAAGCGACUCUGGAGACCGACCAGCGCCCCCUUGGAGACGACUGAGCUCGGUCACCGAUAGUUAGGUUAGGUUAAAACGAGAGGUUAGGUUUGUAUGAUGAGGUUUGGGUCUCGGGGAAGAAAACCCAAGAGAUGCCAAAAUCUCAAAAAUUAAGCGCGAAUACAUUUUACUGUGUGACAAAUUAGAAAACUAAAAGUUAAAAGA